Ictalurus furcatus (blue catfish) is the source of this 7105-nucleotide messenger RNA. Its product is annotated as AP-3 complex subunit beta-2. The record is from RefSeq and is a predicted model, not a curated record. The transcript is spliced from 28 exons. Gene Ontology annotation, cellular component: AP-3 adaptor complex; membrane coat. Lineage: Eukaryota; Metazoa; Chordata; Actinopteri; Siluriformes; Ictaluridae. Bases 862 to 4467 code for a protein of 1201 amino acids. Gene Ontology annotation, biological process: anterograde synaptic vesicle transport; vesicle-mediated transport; intracellular protein transport.
UUAGAGACGUGUGUGUGAGAGAGGGAGAGAGUGCGUGUGUGCGUGUCGAAAUAGCUUUUUUGUAUCCUCCAUUUGUGCUAUUAUUGAACAGUGCUGUGAAACCGUUCUGUUUGUGUUUCUGAAUAAAACACGGAGCCAUCAGAUGAUUCUGAACAGGACUGCUCGAGAGCUGAGUCAUGUCCGCGCGAGUCCGACGGAGGGAGGGGGAGGGAGAAAGAAAGAGAGAGCGACAUGGAUAGAAAGAGAGUGUGUGUGUGUGUGUGUAGAGGGAAGAAAAAAUAGAGGUGAAUGAAUGAGAGGAGUGAAGGAAAAUAUGUUGGAGAAAAGAGAGAGAGAGAGAGAGAGAGGGAGAAAGAGAGCUACAGUGUGAUGGUGUGCUAAGAGGAGAGUGGAAGGGAGGGGUGUGCUAACGUGGCUGGGGCGGAGGGGGCAGAGCAGACCUGUUAGAUCUCUAGGCUGCGCUCACAUGCAGUUGCCUCCGAGCAGACGGAGAAUAGCUUUUCUCCCAGGAGAGACUCACGACACAGCGCCGUACCUCUCCUACAGACGUCCGCGCUAAGCAGGGAGAUCCUUCACUGACAUGUGAGGCGGAGGCUUGAUUGAGCACAGCAGCAGCGUCCCCCGGCCGUUCACCCUGGAGGUUUGGAAAUCCCUCACUCCAGCAGUCUUGCAUCGGGGAUACAGGGGAAAGCUGGACGGGUCGCUGAGGAUUUUUCCGAGCCGAUGAGUUGCUGUUCACGGAUCCUACAGGUGGCACUCUGAGCAACUGUUGAGGUGUAUAUAACCGCCUUGCCGUUGCACAUGUGAGUCUCAAGACCAGCUCGAAGGUGGCGUGAAAGCAAAUCAUCAGAAAACUCAGCAAUGAAGAUGACACCGAUGCAGAAGCUGCUCCAGCUGCCGGCUAACGCCGUGAACAUGGUGAAGACGGUGCAGGGGGUGGCACAUGGCCAGGAGGAGGCGCGCAGCCCCGUGCUCACCCCGGACGGCGGGCUGCAGAACUGGUACAACGCCGUGCAGCCAGAGGAGCUACGCCACCUCCGUAUCUCCAGCACAACCGGAGGAGGAGGAGGAGGAGGAGGAGGAGACGCAGGAGAGGGGGGAGGCACGCAGGACGAAGGGCUCCCCAGUGCUCAGACGCAACCCCUGCGGCACGAUGAUUUGAAGGAGAUGUUGGACAGCAACAAGGACUCUCUAAAGCUGGAGGCUAUGAAAAGGAUUGUUGCAAUGAUCGCCAGAGGGAAAAACGCAUCCGAUCUCUUUCCUGCUGUGGUGAAAAAUGUGGCCUGCAAGAACAUCGAGGUAAAGAAGCUGGUGUACGUGUACCUAGUGCGCUAUGCUGAGGAACAGCAGGAUUUGGCUCUACUCUCCAUCUCUACCUUCCAGCGAGGACUCAAGGAUCCUAAUCAACUUAUUCGUGCGAGCGCCUUGCGUGUUCUGUCCAGUAUCCGAGUCACCAUCAUCGUGCCCAUUAUGAUGCUGGCGAUCAAAGAGGCUGCUUCGGAUAUGUCUCCAUACGUCCGCAAGACAGCCGCUCACGCCAUCCCCAAACUCUACAGCCUGGACCCUGAGCAGAAAGACCAGCUAAUUGAAGUCAUUGAAAAGCUGCUUGCUGAUAAAACAACUCUGGUCGCAGGCAGUGUGGUGAUGGCGUUCGAGGAGGUCUGUCCAGAGCGGAUCGAUCUGAUCCAUAAGAAUUAUCGUAAACUCUGCAACCUGCUGAUUGACGUGGAGGAAUGGGGUCAGGUAGUUAUCAUCAACAUGCUCACCCGCUACGCCAGGACGCAGUUCCUCAACCCCAACAUUAACGAGUCCCUGCUGGAGGAGAGUGGAGAGAAGGCAUUUUAUGGUUCUGACGAUGAUGAGGAUGAUGAAGAUAAGAAGGCCGAGGCAACCACACUUGCCAAGAGGAAGCCAUAUGUUAUGGACCCUGAUCACAGGCUGUUGCUCCGAAACACCAAACCUCUGCUACAGAGCCGCAACGCAGCUGUGGUGAUGGCAGUCGCUCAGCUCUAUUUCCAUCUAGCUCCUAAAGCGGAGGUAGGCGUAAUCGCUAAGGCACUGGUGAGGCUGAUGAGGAGCCACAGUGAAGUCCAGUAUGUUGUUCUUCAAAAUGUUGCAACCAUGACCAUCAAAAGGAGGGGGAUGUUCGAGCCAUACCUGAAGAGCUUCUAUAUCCGCUCUACUGACCCCACGCAGAUCAAAAUACUUAAGCUUGAAGUGUUAACCAAUCUGGCAAAUGAAACCAACAUAUCUACCAUUUUGAGAGAGUUCCAGACCUACAUCAAAAGUAUGGAUAAGGAUUUUGUGGCAGCCACUAUCCAGGCCAUUGGCCGCUGUGCCACCAACAUCGGGGAGGUGAGAGACACCUGCCUCAAUGGUCUCGUCCAGCUCCUCUCAAACAGGGAUGAGCUGGUAGUAGCCGAGUCGGUGGUGGUGAUUAAGAAGCUCCUGCAGAUGCAACCUGAGCAGCACAGCGACAUCAUCAAACAUAUGGCCAAGCUCACAGACAACAUACAGGUCCCGAUGGCGAGAGCGAGCAUCCUGUGGCUGAUUGGUGAGUACUGUGAGCACGUACCUAAAAUCGCUCCUGACGUCCUGAGGAAGAUGGCCAAAAGCUUCACCAACGAGGAGGACAUUGUCAAGUUGCAAAUCAUCAAUCUGGCUGCCAAGCUCUACCUUACCAACUCCAAACAGACCAAGCUCCUUACGCAGUAUGUACUCAACCUGGCGAAGUAUGACCAGAACUAUGACAUCAGAGACCGCGCACGGUUCAUCCGUCAGCUCAUCGUCCCCACGGAUAAAAGUGGAGCCUUGAGUAAAUACGCCAAGAAGCUUUUCCUGGCCCUUAAACCUGCACCUGUACUGGAGUCUCCAUUUAAAGACAGAGACCAUUUCCAACUUGGCUCGCUGUCUCACCUGCUGAAUACCAAAGCGGGCGGCUACCAGGAGCUGCCCGACUGGCCCGAAUCAGCACCCGACCCCUCCGUGCGCAACGUGGAGCAAGAGGAAGCCAUAGACACCAGUGAGGGGCGGAUCGGUCUCCUUGGAGACUGGCGAGAGGUUCCAGAGUGGACUAAAUGCACCAGCAGGAAGGAGCGGAAGGAGAAGAAGGUGGAAAAGCCUUUCUACUCCGACUCGGAGGGGGAAUCCGGACCCACCGAGUCUGCUGACAGUGAGACGAACUCCAGCAGUGGCGAGGACAGCGGCAGCGAGGACAGCGGCUCGGGUUCAGAGAGCGAAGAGAGCGACGACGAGUCGGAGUCUGACGAGGAGGAGAAGGAUAGAGAGGAAGAGAAGACCAAGAAGAAGAAGAAGAAAAUAGACAAGAGCAAAUCUAAGAAACCCGAGAGCGCAGAGAGUGAUCAGAGCAGUGGAGAGGAACCGAAGAGAAUCAGGAAAGGAGGGAAGGAGCAGAAGAGACUGUCUGAGUCAGAGAGCGAGGAAGACAGCGAGUCUGAAAGCAGCGAGUCCGAGUCCGAGUCAGAGGACGAGUCAGACUCGGAUAUGGACACCAGAAAGAAGAAGACACCUGCAUCGAAACCACCACCUGCGAAGCAGACCAGCAAAAAAGAGAGCAAGAAAGAGUCCAAGGAAAUGUCUCUGCUAGAUCUGGACGACUUUGAGCCCAGUCCCUCACCUCAGGUGACCCCGGUCAGCAACUUCCUGUCAAGCAGCCUGGUGGCAGAUCUAGAGGGGCUGUCACUGACUGACACUGUACUCGCCCCCACUACCAUCGCCUCGUCAUGCUCGAUGAAAAUGUAUGAGUUAUUGCACCGCAUCACAGGAGAGGGUCUGGGGGUUGAGUACUGCUUCUGCAGGCAGCCCUUCAGCCCUGAUCCUAACAUGGUGGCUGUGCAGAUCCAGUUCACCAACAACACCAGUUCAGAGACCAAGAACCUACACAUCGAAGAGCCCAAACUGCAGUCUGGUAUGAGGAUCAAGGAGUUCACCGAAAUCGAGGUUUUACCCGCAGGCGAAUCCGUUACUGUUGUAAUGGGCAUUGACUUCUGCGACUCCACGCAAGCAGCCAACUUCCAGCUUUGUACUCACACUCGGAAGUUCUUUGUGUCCAUCCAGCCACCAGUCGGAGAACUGAUGAUGCCUGUUUUUCUGACAGAGAAUGAGUUUAAGAAAGAGCAAGGUCAGCUGAUGGGAAUGAAUGAACUCUCAGAGAAGCUAAGCCUGGGGGAGAAGUGUCAGAGUGAUCACGUUAUUGUAGAGAGAGUCACUGCUACAGCUAAUCUCAGCAGAGUACCCUGUGGCUCUGAGAAAGAGUGCAGCCCUCCUGUUCCUCCUUCUCCGUCGCCCGUAUUCAGGUUUGCUGGAAAGACGGUGAGCGGCGACAGCCUUGUGCUCGUCACUGUGGUGAAGAAGGAGGCCGGAGAAGCCCAGCUCACUGUGAACUGUGAGAAGAUGGUGAUUGGUACGAUGCUCGUGAAGGACAUCCUUCAUGCCCUGACCCAGUGAUGACUGACUGCAUAGUGUGCAAAAACCUGUAGCUAUGUGUAGCUUUGACUCUGUGUGCUGAAGUUUGACCAAUUUCUGUCAUAUACUACACAAUAUUACACCUAAAAUAACAACUUAUCUCUUAACGAAUUAAUUCAUUAUUGUCCCAGAAGAGCUGAAAUCUUAAUAUGAUCCACAUCGAGCCCUGUGAACGCUCUGUCUACAACGUGACCUUAUCUGCCUUUAUUGAUUUUCUCCUUUAGGUUUGCAGAAACGUAGCAUGACGUGAAACCUGACCCGGUUUUUCACAUUACCGAACCGCAAUGUCUAUUUAGAAAACGUGUCUACUUUGAAUCUCUUUACACAAAUGGGCAGCACAGAAAAUCCAACGUUCCUCUGUUAGUGUACAAAUCCUCACAACUGCAGGAUGUCACUAGGAUAUCCUGCUGAGGAGAACACACGACCGUACACGUCCCUGUUUACACAGUGACGGUCUGAAAUGGAGCGCUGAGGAUUAUUUAACCAGUUUACUAAAGCUACUUUUACUAAGACUACUUCUCCUGGUCAUUUUCAAUGCAUCAUGACAAAAGGAUUUCACUACUGCAAACACAACACGAGCAUUUCAGAAACACGGAUGUUCAAAAACUACUGCGAACACUAAAAUCUUUUGUUUCAUUUAUUUAUUCUUAAUAUAUAUAUAUAUAUAUAUGAGUGGAUAUAAUAAUGUAAUAUUUAAAGUCUGUGUACAUGUACGCUGGUAUCUGUACACACCAGACUGUUGCAAAAAAUGACAUCUUAGCAAGUGGAAAUACCUCGAACAGAUGUCAAAUCUAUCUAGUAUUAAUAAGAUUACACUAAAUGAUUAAAUGUAUUUCAGGCCACUUGUACUCAUUUCAAGCUUGAAAUAGUCUUGCAGAUUAAGCAUUUAUUUCUAGAAAGAAGCGAAAUUAUCUGCCAAUAGAACAAGAAAACGAGUAAUGUCUAGAAAUAGGUUUAAUGAUCUUAUAUUCGGUUUAUUGUAAUCUUAUAAUAAGAAACACUAGGUACAUUGGACUAUAUUAGAGAUAUUUUUACUUGCUAAGACACACACACACACUCCCACCUAGGACUAAUCCACCUACUGGCAAGUUUUUUGGACAGUGGGAGGAAACCAGAGAACCCUGAGCUGUUGCAGUAUAUUUGCACCAAAUAGGGUAUGCGUUAUCCCAUUAUGGGAACGUAGUGUUAGUAGUGAGUAGUGAGUAUCGGCGCACACGCCGUAGUAAUGCAACAAACUAAAAUCCACUAAAUCUUGCUAACAUCAGUAACAGAUUCAGGAUAGAGUGAUAGCACAUUGCAGUCCAUAGAAGAAACAAAAUCUCAACGAUCCCGUGUGGUAUUUGCUAUAAUGUAAAUGUAAAUCACGUGGCUGUGUGAGAUAAUUAUCCUCUCUAAGAACAGCAUUGCUUGUAUUGUGUUGACGAGCUUCCUGUUGCUCUUAAGACCAUGAUCAUUCAGUGCUUUGGAACUUUUAUCGACUAACUGGAUAUGUUCUAGACAUGUGCAACCACUUUAGUAAUAAACUGUAGCUGUAGCCUAAAUUCUAGGUUAUUUGGAUAUUCAUAGCGUCGUCGUUGUUGUUGUUUUUUCACUGCAACAAAAAAUGACAACUCAUAAGUCUAUUCAAAGACACCGUGUGUGUUCCGUGAUGAACCAAACCGAACUGUUCAGGUGUUGAAUGAGUAAACAGUACAUAAUUCUGGUCUUCUUUAUUAUUAUUAUUUCAUUAUUUUUCCCCCCCCCCAACGAGAACUCUACAAGGAGGCUUAAUGAAAUGGAUUGCUAGUCUCCAGCACUAUCUCCACGCUAAUAUUUUGUGUUCUGCGGUAUUGCAGAGCUGUAUUUUACGUUGUGGAUCCGACCACUGAGAAUCCACAGGAUUGUUGCUUGGAAUGUGGUUAUUAAUUUCUUCAUAUUUGUUUUUGUUGUCAAACUAAGAAUAUGGACACCUAACAGCUCAAAUUCAUAUUCCACAUUUGUGUUUGUUUGUUUGUUUUUAAGUUUAAAGAAGCAACUUGAAGUUCUCCCCCCAUCAUGAUAUAAGUGAAUGAUAUUUUAAUUGAAUUUCUUCAAAGAUGGGUCAUUUACUGUAUGUUAAUCGCAGGGGAAGUGUAAUCAUACCCCAGACUGCUUUUGUGAUUAUUAGACUACCCGAUAGUCAGCCUUCAUGUCCUUACUGUGUGAAUGUGAGAUAGUUUGCUGAUUUUUAUUCAUUUGUUUGUUUGUUUUUUAAUGUCAGUAAAAAUGAAACAUGCAGUGAAAUAUUUUGCCUGUUUGGACUAUUUCAUUUGCGUUCAUCCAGCCAUCCAUCUAUUCUACCUACAAUAUUUAAUUUUUUAUAUUGAGCGACCGAAAGGGUUAGAUUAACAGGAGUUUUGCAGACGAUUUUCAUCUAGCACUUUGUAUAACAAGUCCUUCUUGUUACUAAUUUGGAUACCGGAAAUACCCUUUAAAAUAUAUACGUCAAACAGGAAGGAAGUUAUUGAAGAAAAACCAUUUUAAACAUUGGACCUUGCAGUGACCUUGACUGAUCAAUUCCAAAAUCUAAUCAGUUAAUCUGCUGGUUAUGAUACUACAAACAUUCAACCACUCGUUCUUGAGAUAUUGCACUAACGAGAAU